AUGAGGCAAGCUCCAGGACCACGCAAGCUCUUGGACCAGGCAGGCUUCUGGACCAAGCAAGCUCCUGGACCAGCCAAGUUCGUGGACCACGCAAGCUUUUGGACCAGGCAAGCUUCAACCCGCCCCAUUCUCCCGCUUUCCAUCACCCUGCCCCAUUCUCCCGCUUUCCAUCACCCCGCCCCAUUCUCCCGCUUUUCCAUCACCCCGCCCCAUUCUCCCUCCUUCCAUCACCCCGCCCCAUUCUCCCGCUUUCCAUCACCCCGCCCCAUUCUCCCGCUUUCCAUCACCCCGCCCCCUUCUCCCUCCUUCCAUCACCUUGCCCCAUUCUCCCUCCUUCCAUCACCCCGCCCCAUUCUCCCGCUUUCCAUCACCCCGCCCCAUUCUCCCGCUUUCCAUCACCCCGCCCCUUUCUCCCGCUUUCCAUCUCCGUGCCCCAUUCUCCCGCUUUCCAUCACCCCGCCCCAUUCUCCCGCUUUCCAUCGCCCCGCCCCAUUCUUCCGCUUCCCAUCAUCCCGCCCCAUUCUCCCGCUUUCUAUCACCCCGCCCCAUUCUCCCUCCUUCCAUCACCCCGCCCCAUUCUCCCGCUUUCCAUCACCCCGCCCCAUUCUUCUGCUUUCCAUCACCCCGCCCCAUUCUCCCGCUUUCCAUCACCCUGCCCCAUUCACCCGCUUUCCAUCACCCGCCCCAUUCUCCCGCUUUCCAUCACCCCGCCCCAUUCUCCCGCUUUCCAUCACCCCGCCCCUUUCUCCCGCUUUCCAUCUCCGUGCCCCAUUGUCCCGCUUUCCAUCACCCCGCCCCAUUCUCCCGCUUUCCAUCACCCCGCCCCAUUCUCCCGCUUCCCAUCAUCCCGCCCCAUUCUCCCGCUUUCUAUCACCCCGCCCCAUUCUCCCUCCUUCCAUCACCCCGCCCCAUUCUCCCGCUUUCCAUCACCCCGCCCAAUUCUCCCGCUUUCCACCACCCCGCCCCCUUCUCCCUCCUUCCAUCACCCCGCCCCAUUCUCCCUCCUUCCAUCACCCCGCCCCAUUCUCCCGCUUUCCAUCAGCCCGCCCCAUUCUCCCGCUUUCCAUCACCCCGCCCCUUUUCUCCCGCUUUCCAUCUCCCUGCCCCAUUCUCCCUGCUUUCCAUCUCCCCGCCCCAUUCUCCCGCUUUCCAUCACCCCGCCCCAUUCUCCCGCUUCACAUCAUCCCGCCCCAUUCCCCUGCUUUCCAUCACCCCUCCCCAUUCUCCCCUCUUCCAUCACCCCGCCCCAUUCUCCCGCUUUCCAUCACCCCGCCCCAUUCUCUCACUUUCCAUCACCCCGCCCCAUUCUCCCGCUUUCCAGCACCCCGACCCAUUCUCCCGCUUUCCAUCACCCCGCCCUAUUCUCCCUCCUUCCAUCACCCCGCCCCAUUCUCCCGCUUUCCAUCACCUCGCCCCAUUCUCCCUCCUUCCAUCACCCCGCCCCAUUCUCCCUCAUUCCAUCACCCCGCUCCAUUCUCCCACUUUCCAUCACCCCGCGCCAUUCUCCCGCUUCCCAUAACCCCACCCCAUUCUCCCGCUUUCCAUCACCCCGCCACAUUUUCCCACUUUCCAUCACCCCGCCCCCUUCUCUCUCCUUCCAUCACCCCGCCCCAUUCUCCCUCCUUCCAUCACCUCGCCCCAUUCUCCCGCUUUCCAUCAGCCCGCCCCAUUCUCCAGCUUUCCAUCACCCCGCCCCUUUCUCCCGGUUUCCAUCUCCCCGCCCCAUUCUCCCGCUUUCCAUCAGACCGCCCCAUUCUCCCGCUUUCCAUCACCCCGCCCCAUUCUUCCGCUUCCCAUCAUCCCGCCCCAUUCCCCCGCUUUCCAUCACCCCUCCCCAUUCUCCCUCCUUCCAUCACCCCGCCCCUUUCUCCCGCUUUCCAUCUCCUGCCCCAUUCUCCCGCUUUCCAUCACCCGCCCCUUUCUCCCGCUUUCCAUCACCUCGCCCCAUUCUCCCGCUUUCCAUCACCCCGCCCCAUUCUUCUGCUUUCCAUCACCCCGCCCCAUUCUCCCGCUUUCCAUCACCCUGCCCCAUUCACCCGCUUUCCAUCACCCGCCCCAUUCUCCCGCUUUCCAUCACACCGCCCCAUUCUCCCGCUUUCCAUCACCCCGCCCCAUUCUUCCGCUUUUCAUCACCCCGCCCCAUUCUCCCGCUUUCCAACACCCCGGCCCAUUCUCUCGCUUUCCAUCACCCCGCCCCCUUCUUCCUCUUUCCAUCACCCCGCCCCAUUCUCCCUCCUUCCUUCACCCCGCCCCAUUCUCCCGCUUUCAAUCACCCUGCCCCAUUCCUCCGCUUUCCAUCACCCCGCACCAUUCUCCCACUUUCCAUCACCCCGCCCCAUUCUCCCGCUUUCCAUCACCCUGCCCCAUUCUCCCGCUUUCCAUCACCCCGCGCCAUUCUUCCGCUUUCCAUCACCCCGCCCCCUUCUCCCUCCUUCCAUCACCCCGCCCCAUUCUCCCUCCUUCAAUCACCCCGCCCCAUUCUCCCUGCUUUCCAUCAGCCCGCCCCAUUCUCCCGCUUUCCAUCACCCCGCCCCUUUCUCCCGCUUUCCAUCUCCCUGCCCCAUUCCCCCGCUUUCCAUCACCCCGCCCCAUUCUCCCGCUUUCCAUCACCCCGCCCCAUUCUCCCGCUUUCCAUCAUCCCGCCCCAUUCCCCCGCUUUCCAUCACCCCUCCCCAUUCUCCCUCCUUCCAUUACCCCGCCCCAUUCUCCCGCUUUCCAUUACACGCCCCAGUCUCCCGCUUUCCAUCACCCCGCCCCAUUCUCCUGCUUUCCAUCACCCAGCCCCAUUCACCUGCUUUCCAUCACCCGCCCCAUUCUCCCGCUUUCCAUCACCCCGCCCCAUUCUCCCACUUUCCAUCACCCCGCCCCAUUCUCCCGCUUUUCAUCACCCCGCCCCAUUCUCCCGCUUUCCAACACCCCGCCCCAUUCUCCCGCUUUCCAUCACCCCGCCCCAUUCUCCCGCUUUCCAUCACCCCGCCCCAUUCUCCCUCCUUCCAUCACCCCGCCUCAUUCUCCCUGCUUCCAUCACCCCGCCCCAUUCUCCCGCUUUCCAUCGCCCCGCCCCAUUCUCCCGCUUUCCAUUUCCAGGACCACGCAAGCUCUAAGACCAGGUAA
This is a messenger RNA of Closterium sp. NIES-65, 3114 nucleotides long. NCBI's taxonomy places the organism in Eukaryota, Viridiplantae, Streptophyta, Zygnematophyceae, Desmidiales, Closteriaceae. The record is from the annotation of a GenBank genome assembly.